Molecule: messenger RNA, 1410 nt
Organism: Bombina bombina (fire-bellied toad)
Lineage: Eukaryota; Metazoa; Chordata; Amphibia; Anura; Bombinatoridae
Gene: STARD4
Product: StAR related lipid transfer domain containing 4
Exons: 6
Coding region: 121-744 (207 amino acids)
Biological process (GO): intracellular cholesterol transport; cholesterol transport involved in cholesterol storage; cholesterol import
Cellular component (GO): cytosol; endoplasmic reticulum
Molecular function (GO): cholesterol transfer activity; cholesterol binding
Source: RefSeq, a predicted model, not a curated record
CCGAUGUCUUGCUUACUCCAGCGGAUGUCGUUGAAGAAUGUGCCACAAAAUCUGAGAUACACACAGCGCGAGGCAGGCUGGUGCCCAUAUAUCUGAACGAGUCCACAUAAAAGGCAAAAAAUGGAAGUCCAGCUUGAUGUAACAUCCACAUCAACCAAACUGCAAAACACGCUUAUUAAGUACCAUUGCACUAAUGAAGAUGAGUGGUAUGUCACAAAAAGAGCUAAUGAUGUUACAGUUUGGCGAAAACCUUCAGAAGAAUUUAGCGGUUCACUCUACAAAAUUGAAGGAAUAGUUAAAAAUGUUACUAAUACAGUUGUAGAUUACAUUCGCCCAGGACCGUAUAGGCUGAAGUGGGACAGCUUGAUGACAACAAUGGACAUAAUCAAAGACUUUGAUCAGGGUUGUUGCGUAAUGCGCUAUACAACUGCUGGACAGCUUUUCAACAUAGUAUCUCCCAGAGAGUUUGUUGAUUUCUCCUCUACUACACAAUAUGAAGAUGGACUUUUAACUUGUGGAGUUAGCCUUGAAUAUGAGAAUAUGCGGCCGAACUACGUGCGUGGCUUUAAUCACCCCUGUGGCUGGUUUUGUGUACCACACAAGGACAAUCCUAACCACAGCCUGCUUACAGGCUACAUACAGACUGACUUAAGAGGGCUGCUUCCCCUAAAGACUGUAGAUUUUGCUAUGGCAGGUUCCCUUGUAAACUUUUACAGCGACCUCAGGAAGGCAUUGGCGACAUAAACAUUUUCUGUUGCGCAGCAAACUACAGAGCCAGCAGAAUCCGUUCAUCACUAUGAGCACCUUAGUGAUAAUUAUUGCUUUAUACAGGUUAAACUGUAAACAUUAUUUUCAGAAGAAAAGAAAGAUCCUAUUUUUUAUUAUUUUUGUGCUAAAUAUUUUGCAUUAUUGUGCUACUCAUCCUGUUCACGUGUUUUAUGUGAUGUAUUCUACAGUUUGAGAAGCUUUUUUUUUUCUUAUACAGAAUAACUCCCUAUACAGAAAUGAUAGAACUUGUUUGGAAAUGUAUGUAUUUAUCCCUGAAUGCAGUUAAUCAAGCUAAUCAGGAAGCCGAUGUACAUUUGAAUACAUAUUUAUUUACACAUAUUUGUGUACAUAUUUAUGUGUAUAGAAAUAGGGGGCUAUUUAUUUUAUUCUGUUUGCAUUCUAAAUAUACGUUGUUUUCUGGUAUUUAUUUAAAAAGAUAAUCCAUAUAGUAAUAGUUUUUGAGAAAAAUAACAUUUCUAUUUGUUUAUGGCAUGCCAAAUGAUUAUAGUUACAAUAUUAUAAUACUAACCUAUUGCUGUAGACUACAAAUAUAUAGAUGAUAAUAUGUAUUUUGUUAGCAGAAAUAUAAUGAAGUAUAAAAACAGUAAGAUGACUUGAAUAAAAAAGGUAAUAUUUUUUUAA